Alternaria novae-zelandiae is the source of this 849-nucleotide messenger RNA. RefSeq lists its product as uncharacterized. NCBI's taxonomy places the organism in Eukaryota, Fungi, Ascomycota, Dothideomycetes, Pleosporales, Pleosporaceae. Gene Ontology annotation, biological process: DNA recombination. The coding region runs from base 1 to 849 and encodes 282 amino acids. The record is from RefSeq and is a predicted model, not a curated record. The transcript has 2 exons.
AUGUCGACCCCGCAAGCGAAACGUCGCCGGCUGAACGAAGCCACGAAAACGCUCCAGAAGCCGUUCAAAUCGCCGUUCCGCACACCGUUGAAGCCCAGCAUAGGCGACGACCCGCCAUCCUCAGAUCCGCCUGAGGUCCACACUCCUGCGCUUGAUACACCUAGGACAACCAUCGCUCCUGCUAGAAGUACCGCCCCUGCAGGCAAUGGCGCACAGCAAGCGGCCACCUGUACCGCCUCUAUGCAACCCCCCAAAACGCCAGCAACGUCUAAGGUGACACCACGUGUCUCGAAACCUCUCGUCUCACGUCCGAACCUAUCUACCCCGUCACGUGUCGCGUCGAAGAAGGCACCGUCGAAACCCUCGGUCGCACGCGAGAUCAUGCAAAUCCGCAAUGAGAUCCAGAUGCUUACACAAGCUCAGACCCUGGCAACGUCUACAAAGGAUGACGACCUGGUCGUACUGGUCGACAAAUGGCGUACAGCAAGUCGUGCGGCGGCGGAAGAGCUGUUUGGUAGCACUAGAGACAGGGUUAACAGAAUGGGCGGGGUAGGCGCAUGGAAGGAACGUGAAAAAGAAUCCAAGGAACGGCAGAUGCAAUGGGAUAAAGAAGAGAUGGAGGCGGAACGUGAGAAGAUGGAGGAGGCGAAAGAGAGUGGUGAGGUCUCUGAAGAAGCGUAUGAUCGCUACGCCGAGAUGGAUUCGGAGAGGGACAAAGGAGAGGAGGAGAAGGAGACGUUUAAGGGAGCAGACGAUGAUUCGUUCACGAUGGACAUGAUGCUCAAGACCCUUAACAUCGACCUCAAGCUCAUCGGCUACAACAAAGAGGCGCAGAGGUGGGAUGGUUGA